Molecule: messenger RNA, 390 nt
Organism: Lindgomyces ingoldianus
Lineage: Eukaryota; Fungi; Ascomycota; Dothideomycetes; Pleosporales; Lindgomycetaceae
Exons: 2
Coding region: 57-281 (74 amino acids)
Source: RefSeq, a predicted model, not a curated record
UUUCAAUCUCGACAGCCUCCACACUAACCAUACCAGUGUCGUCCGCCACUUCCAACAUGGCCCUGCCUGAUUUGCCUCCAGAGGCCUUCGCUUUUGCGGUAGCGAUUUUUCAUGACGUGGUGGCUCUGCAGCCAACGAAAGCAUCCCAUUUUCCUUAUGGCGAACCCCAUCAACGACUCGGACUACUAUUCACCAUCAUGGUGGCGAAAUUCUUCGCGCUAGAAUCAAAGUUGCUCGAGGAUUCCGCUAGGCCCAUUGGAGCUAAUAUUGGGCAUUGUUGAGGCCUUGAUCUGUGUGGAGGCACCACAUUCAAAGCCGUUGCGGGAAUCAUGUAUGACAGACAUUUGUAACUCCGUGGCAGCCAUUUCACUUCGAUACCAUUUCGAUGAG